AUGACGGUUCUAUUCGAUCAAUUCUGCGAUCUCGUUGAAAGAGGAAGAAAAGCAGGAAAGUCAGUGCUGGUUUGCAGCGCCAAAGGAAGAAAUAGAGCGCCUGCAUUUUGUGCAGCGUACUUGAUCAGCAAAGAGAAGAUGAGUCGUCAGCAAGCUGUGGCUAAGGUCAUGGAACAG
This is a messenger RNA of Strongylus vulgaris, 177 nucleotides long. The record is from the annotation of a GenBank genome assembly. NCBI's taxonomy places the organism in Eukaryota, Metazoa, Nematoda, Chromadorea, Rhabditida, Strongylidae.